Molecule: messenger RNA, 3443 nt
Organism: Chlamydomonas reinhardtii
Lineage: Eukaryota; Viridiplantae; Chlorophyta; Chlorophyceae; Chlamydomonadales; Chlamydomonadaceae
Exons: 10
Coding region: 214-2805 (863 amino acids)
Biological process (GO): protein dephosphorylation; cilium assembly
Molecular function (GO): protein tyrosine phosphatase activity
Source: RefSeq, a predicted model, not a curated record
AGCCUGCUUCAUGCAAACAAGCUCGCAAAGGAUACGUUCAACAAUUUGUUGACCUAUUUCAAGCUUGCCGUCACAGGAUGGUAUUACAAUGUUGCUUACGAUAGCUACACUGGUAACACCCGUUGAGUCGCAAGCUUGGGCGCGAGGUUUAGGGGAGACCGCGUUCAGCGGUAGCUCCCUCGGCAACGGCAUCCAGCCAAACCCUGACAUAAAAUGGGCUCAGGAGCAUCGACACAAGUGCAGCCCCGAUACAAAUGGGACGCGGACCACACGCUGAAGGGCCCAUGGACCUUUCUCUUCAAGGAGAAAGUCCAAUGCGCUUGCGAAGGCAGCAAAUGGUGCACGCGCGAAAACCCCGCCAAGCAGAAAGCGCCCAACGCCAUCGCGGGGCUGCACGCAAGCUGGGUGGGUGACAAGGUGUUGGCCAUGGCGCGGCCGUGGCAGGCCUACGUGGAGCAGUACCGGCUGGUGGACGCAUUCAAGCAGGCCAACAUCGGCAUGAUCUUAAACCUGCAGGAGGUGGGCGAGCACGCCAGCUGCGGCCCCGGCAACCUGCCCGGCACGGGGUUCACCUACGACCCCGAGUCUUUCAUGGCGGCGGGGAUUGGCUACUACAACUUCAGCUGGCGGGACAUGGGGGUGCCCUCCCUGGAUCGCAUGAUGGACAUCGUGCAGGUCAUGGACUACGUGACGGUGGUGGAGGGGCGCAAGAUCGCGGUGCACUGCCACGCCGGACUGGGCCGCACCGGCCUGUCCAUCGCCUGCUUCUUCGUCUUCUCCGGCCUGCACGAGUCGCCGGAGGAGGCCAUCUCCGCCACACGCCGUCAGCGCGCCGGCGCGGUGCAGACCUCCAAGCAGGCGGCCUUCGUAACCAUCUUCGGGCAGUACCUGCGAUACCUGCGCUGCGUCUUCGUGCCGCAGCCGGCGGGCGCGGGCAGCCUUGCGGCCGGCAAGCGCGUCGGCAGCACCAGUGCCAUGGUGGGAGGCGGCGGCGGAGGAGGAGGCGGUGCCGCGGGAGGGCAAUCUCUAGCGACGCAGUCGGCGCCGCCUAUGGCGGGGCAUGGAGGAGGUGGAGGAGGGCCGCCCGAUCUGCACAAGGUGGCGGCGGCUGCGCUGCCGCAGGGGGGCUUGCUGGAGGCCAAGACGCAGGGCGCCUCGCUGGUGGGGGUUUACGCCUCGGGGCUCACCGUGACGGUGCCGCUGCAGUCGGGCGGAGCAGGAGGCGGGGGGGCCGGAGCCGGCGGUGCAGGCGGCGCCGAGGGCCCCAUCACGGAUGAGGACCUGGGGCUGAAGAAGCCGCUGCCCUGGAACGACGCCUUCCACAUCCAGCCCCAGCACGCCCGCGACUUCAAGCCCAUGCCGCCCACCUCGUACACGGAGGCGCUGGCGCGGCAGGGUCGGCUGCUGCACGGGCCGGAGCGCCGCGCGUUGCUACGGCUGCACAAGUUGGUGAAGGAGUGUGUGUUCAGAAUCAUGGCGGCAGCACAGGUCUUCCAGCCCCCGCCGCCGCCCGCAGCGCCCGCGGCCGCAGCAGACCCGCACGGCGCCGGCGCUGCGGCGCUGCCGGCCAACUUUGCUGCCGCUCUGGCACACCUGAUUCGGCACCACAGCCAUGCGCACGUGGACACGCCUGGGCUGGCGCCACUAGCAGCUCACCCAUCGUGUGUGGGGCUCACAGGCCCCUCGGUUGAGGCGUCGGACGUGACGGCCACGGUAUCUGACCUGAAGGAGCAGAUCAACGCGGGCCGCUACGACGGCCUGUCGUCCGCGCCGUUGCUGGCGGUGAUGAUGAUGCUGGAGGCCUUCUUCGCCAACUUCAACGGCCGGGCGCAGGGCGGCAAGCCCGAAGAGACCUGCUCGCUCACGCCCGAGUGCCUCACCGUGGUGUCCAAAACCUACCAGGACUUGUUCGAGGGGCACGUCCCCGCGACACCCGGCAGUGCCGCAGCGGCGGUCGCCAACGGGACGCCUGGGGCGGCCAACGGCACGCACGCACCGGCGCCGGCAGACGGCGAGGCGCCGAAGGCGGGCGCGGGGGGCACGGAGCCUCUCGCCGUGGCGAAGCAGGCCUACGAGAUCCUGGAGCCGCUGCAGCCGCGCGACAGCGAGCUGCUGCUGGUGUUCGCGGCGCUCAUGCGCGUGGUGGCGCGCGUGUCGGGGCCCGGCUGCGAGGAGGCGGUGGUGGAGGUGGGCAAGUGGGCGGUGGGGCUGCUUAUAGGGCGGCUGUCCGGGCUUAUAGAGGCAGAGACGGCGGUGCUGUCCUUCCUGUGGUGGCUAGCGGGGCGGGACGAGGCCUUCGCGAUGCUGGUGCUGCUCAAGCGGCAGCGCAUCGCCGGGGGCCUUGGCGGCGCUGCCGGCGCCGCCCGCAGCCGGUCCAAGGGCAGCGGUGGCAAGGGCGUGGACGUGGCGGCGAUGCUCGCCGCCGCAGCAGCGUCGUUCGCGGCACCGCCACUGCCGGGCUCAGUGCCGGCGGAUGCGGCGGCUGCCGCGGCGACGGCGGCGGCGCUGCCGCCGGCGACGCCGGCGCAGCUGGAGGAGGAGGCGCGGGCGGAGGCCGCGGCGGCGAUGGCGGACGCCGCCGCCACGUCUGCCGCCGCAGGCGGCAUCCCGCCGCGGGCGCCGGUCAUCUAUGACCCCAACGACCCGGCGAUGCUGCCGGCGCUGCAGCUGGCGCAGCUGCUGAGCCAGGACAUACAGCAGCUGUACCGGACGUCAUUCCGGGAGGCGAUCGCGGGGAUCAGCACGGUGCUUUACCCGCCGCCGCCGCACACCGGCCGCAUCGAUGUGCACGACGUGUGGCGGUAGCUAGGGGCCGGGGUUAUGGAACCUAAGAACAAAGUGUGUGUGACUUGCAGAAAGUUGGGGGGUGGCGGUGGCGAGGCCCUGUCGACUUGCUCAGGUGCGCGGUAGGGUGGCUCCGGCGGGAGGGUGUCAUGAAUGAUGUCGUACCGUAUACUGAAAAUGUGUUGCAUCAAAAUGGUGGGAUAUGUGCAAGAUGGUGAAUCUCUCCUAGUCUGGGGGUGCGUACUGCUUCGAUGCAUGAUCGCAUGCGUGAUCUUGUUUGUGGUGGGCGAAGAAGACUUUGACCUGAUAGCGCAGGUGCUCGUAGUGUGCGAAGCGAGCUGUGAGGUGAAGUACGAUCAGGCGGCAUGGAUGGGGGAACCAGGAGCGUAGUGCCCCUUGAGCAUAGCUGGGGAGCAGCAGGGGGGGCGGUGUAUGGAGGCAUCCUGUAUGUUUAUUUGGGCGCUUUAUUGCGCGAAGCCAAUCGAGUCGUGACAGGUUCGUUUUGUGGCGUGAGUCAGUCCUCGUCAGUCCUUCUCGAGGUUUACACGUAGGCCGGGUUGAGCGUGGAGGCCGCCGGGUCCCCAACGACCUUCCUCUUGUGUUGGAUGGUCGAGCGUCCGCGAUGCGCACAUGCGCUUUUUGUGUAACGGUCGAGGCGU